Haliotis rubra (blacklip abalone) is the source of this 1121-nucleotide messenger RNA. Its product is annotated as ribonuclease P protein subunit p40-like. Gene Ontology annotation, biological process: tRNA 5'-leader removal; endonucleolytic cleavage in ITS1 to separate SSU-rRNA from 5.8S rRNA and LSU-rRNA from tricistronic rRNA transcript (SSU-rRNA, 5.8S rRNA, LSU-rRNA); tRNA 3'-end processing. The transcript has 8 exons. Gene Ontology annotation, molecular function: ribonuclease P activity; ribonuclease MRP activity. Lineage: Eukaryota; Metazoa; Mollusca; Gastropoda; Lepetellida; Haliotidae. The record is from RefSeq and is a predicted model, not a curated record. Bases 20 to 1108 code for a protein of 362 amino acids. Gene Ontology annotation, cellular component: multimeric ribonuclease P complex; ribonuclease MRP complex.
UUUAGUGCGGGAUGUAAACAUGUCUGCGCCCUUUCCAAACGCGAGUCCUUCGGGCAAACUCGUUUUUGAAAAAUCGUCUUUCUUACACAAGAACAGUCGACAUAAGAAAUUUAUUUCAGAACAUUAUUUUAAUGCAUGUGUUUCUGUGCUCCUUCCAGGGGAGGCAAUUCCCCCUAACAUCUCCAGCCAGCUGGACAAUGAAGAAGCAUACCUGGUUCACAAACUGCCGCUGAUUCGUCUCAUAGACAAGGAAUUCAUUGAGGCAUUUGUCAAAAAAGGAUGUAUGUACUUCCUGUCACAUGACACGCAGCUUGACGUCCAUGAUUGUGUAGCACUGCUGCCAUCUGGGACACUGGUGUUAAAUGUUACCAAGGAUACAUAUGAACAACUUGGUCUGGAAGGAAAGCCGUCAGUCUUCACACCAAGACACCAAAAACCUAACAAAUAUGUCAUCCAUAUUGACCUGACCGCCGACUGCUUCAUGCCAGGGAGGAAGAACUACAACCGUGUGUGGUGGUGUCUCAAGGAUCGCCUCAACCUGGUGUUCAACUUCCUCGUCAGAUGGGUACCAGAUGAUAACAACAUCUGCCCGAGUUCCAUCCAACAAUAUUUUGAAAACAAUGGAUAUGAGGUCAGUGAACUUGGAGUUAAGCAGAAGUCAUCGUUGCUGAAAAACCGACUGACCCCUGAACUGUCUGACAGCAGUGUGAAGACGUCAGACGACAGCUGCAUGACGACCUAUGAGUGGUUUGGAGCUGUGUCUUGUGGGGCAAAACUGGAUGGUGCAGCGGAUCACUUCCUGAACACAUACCGACCUCCUGACCCCUCCACACCACAGGACAUAGGUCACCACCAGGGUACAGGAUUUAUCUCCCCUGAUGUCAUUAACAGAGUUCUGGACUCCGUCAGAUCACAUGUAGAGAAGAACAGCAACAAGACUCUCUGGGCUGCGGUCACAGUUCACGGGUUCGCCGACUCCCCAGUGUCCUGGAGCAAGCGAGAACAUGGCUUCUACCUAGGGGGAGACAACUUGUACACUUACAUUGUAUUUCCUGAUCAGCAGUACUGGUUGUACUCUGCCUUCUCCACAUACGAUGAAGGAUAUUAAACUACAAACAACA